CUUCCGGUUUCCGCUUAAAUAUGUCCCCCUCUUUAAACAGUCAUCACGGGUUGGUUAUGAAAAAGCAGAAAAGUUCUGCUUGAUUUAAAUCAAGUUUUCUGCGCCACUACAGAAAGCCUGGGUCUUUGUUAUAUUUACAAGCAGAAUGUCUUAUCCUUCACCCCAUGACCGCAGCCGUAAAGAUGACGAGGAUGAUCCCAUUGAGCAGAUGAUAUCCCGCACUGGCUGCGCUGAGCUGCAUUACGCUGUGCAGGAAUGCAUGGCUGAACAUCAGGACUGGAGAGCCUGCCAGAAGCAGGUUCAGAGUUUCAAAGACUGCAUGACAAGUUUUCAAAAUGCACAAAAAGAACGACGGAUAGCCCAAAAACAGACGUCUAGCAACUCUUCAACAAGUUAAACUGACAAAUCUUUGUGGUGUUUACUCAAUUUCAAGACAUGUUUGUUAUUAUUAUUCUUAUUAUCAAUAAAAAUAAACUCUGAUAAAUAAUAUGGCUGGAUCUAAUCAAUAUGUAAUCUUGAUUCUUACCAGUAUAAUAACUGCUGUAAUUCUCUCGAAGCAUAGGCAGACAAGUGGGUUUCUUAUAUAAGUUUAUCAACAGCUUUAAGUCCAUCUUAAACGUACAAACCUUUAAAAAAUACCUUUUUUGCUACAUACUACGAAGGACGAAUGCUUUAGGUCUCAAAAGUGUGUUUAUUUAAAACCAGCUUGUCCCCAAAUGCUUUUCGAUGCCAAGAUCAAACACUUUCUGGAUUUAAGAGUCCAGUUUUCGAAAAGCAUUCCUUCAAAAUAAA
Cyprinodon variegatus (sheepshead minnow) is the source of this 792-nucleotide messenger RNA. RefSeq names its product cytochrome c oxidase assembly factor 4 homolog, mitochondrial (gene coa4). The coding region runs from base 146 to 397 and encodes 83 amino acids. The record is from RefSeq and is a predicted model, not a curated record. Gene Ontology annotation, biological process: mitochondrial respiratory chain complex IV assembly. Gene Ontology annotation, cellular component: mitochondrial intermembrane space. The transcript is spliced from 2 exons. Lineage: Eukaryota; Metazoa; Chordata; Actinopteri; Cyprinodontiformes; Cyprinodontidae.